GUCUGUUUCUGUAAAAACAAAAUGAGUUACAGGACUACGAGGACUGCUCUACAAUUCGUGCUUUUGAAGAUCAAAAUGCUGAUGAAUCCAUGCCAGCACAAGCCUUGCCUACUAAAGUGCAAGAGGGGCGAAAUGCCGUGUGUUUAGAGAGACCCGAAAAAAAGCCUCGCAGUUGCGUAGAAGUGGUCCAGCCAAACCCGGAUGUAACCAACGCCUAAUUGCCGGAGAAAAACGAUGCAGACUAUAAAGUGUGUGGUGGUGGGGGACGGGGCUGUAGGGAAGACAUGUCUACUCAUCUCCUACACAACCAACAAAUUCCCCUCAGAAUACGUGCCUACGGUGUUCGAUAAUUAUGCCGUAACGGUGAUGAUUGGUGGAGAACCCUACACACUGGGACUUUUUGAUACAGCAGGUCAGGAGGACUACGAUAGGCUGCGGCCUCUCAGCUACCCACAGACGGAUGUCUUCCUUGUAUGUUUUUCCUGCGUCUCCCCCUCUUCCUUUGAAAACGUCAGGGAGAAGUGGGUGCCAGAGAUUUCCCACCACUGUCCUCGUACACCCUUCCUGCUGGUGGGAACCCAGGUGGAUCUGAGGGACGACAGCAACACCGUGGAGAAGCUGGCAAAGAACAAACAGCGCCCCCUGUCCCCUGAGAGCGGAGACAAGCUGGCUCGGGACCUCCGGGCUGUCAAAUAUGUGGAGUGCUCUGCCCUCACACAAAGGGGGCUGAAGAACGUGUUUGACGAGGCCAUUCUGGCAGCCUUGGAACCUCCCGAGACUAAACCCAAGAAGCGCUGCGUCCUGCUAUAAAGGGAGAAGGAGAAGAGUGAGGGAUGGAUGGAGGUAGAGCGCUGGGUUAAGAAUGGGUGGGGUGGUAACAAAUAAGACAGACCGAUCAAUGGCCAGCUUGAAAAAGAGUGGGGGGACAAAGUGAGAAAUUAGGAGAUUUAAUGGCAUCAAGACUGAUACAUUCUCAUACACUGUGCCUUUUGAAUAUCUAUUGAAAAAGGAGAAGGGAACAAAAGCGAGUUGUUUUUUUAAAGUAGAGAAUACAAGAGAAUCAACAGGACUUUCAUCUCCAGAUUAACUUCAGACAUCUGCAGUGUUUCCCCUGACAUUACUUAGUUGGGGCUGCUCCCCCUCCCCCUGCCAAGCUGGCACCCCCAGUUUAAUAGAAAUGGCUGCACUGGGUUGUUUCUUUACAUUGAUGGUUAGCAGCCUUCAUGUUUCCUUGAGGGGCCUUUGUGUCCAGCUUAAAUAAAAUGUGUCUAGAUGAAAUACUCCAUUUACAUUAUUUACUUUUGUUGUUCCUUUGAAGUAGGAGGGAGAGAAGAAACGAUUUAUUUCCACUCCAGACCAGAUUAGCAAGCUAGAAUAUUUCUUUUUACUUUUGGGAACACCAAGUGCUUUUUCACCUCAGUUUCUACUGCCUACUGCAGGUGAUACCGAGAACUGAAUUCAGAUUAUUUCUGUCUACUUUCUUUUUUUAAAUGGACUGCUUGCGGCUCCAACUUUUCCCAGACCUUUCUUUCUCUGGACUAAAGAUCCCGAAGCUUAUGUGCAUGUGCAGAUUCUCAAUGCAUAGUUUCUGCUCUGUUAGAAGAGAACAGGCGAUUGGUGCAAAAACAAGGUAGGCUAUACUACAGUUUAACACCAUCUGCUGUAAUACUUGAAUCACUUUACAUCAUUCAAAACCACACUGUAGCUCAAGAUGAUCAAAGUCCAUAAGCCAAAGAGACUGAAUUAAUAUCAAUAGUUUGCAGAUGCUGAAUGGACAUUUCCUCAAAAUACUUGAAUAUAGAUUCACUAUUGACAGUGAGAAAUGUGAAGGCAAGGAGGCUGUGCAAAGUAAAAGGAAA
Messenger RNA from Esox lucius (northern pike), 1859 nucleotides. It is a transcript of the gene cdc42l, whose product is annotated as cell division cycle 42, like. Gene Ontology annotation, cellular component: dendritic spine. Gene Ontology annotation, biological process: small GTPase-mediated signal transduction; modification of synaptic structure. Gene Ontology annotation, molecular function: GTPase activity; GTP binding. The record is from RefSeq and is a predicted model, not a curated record. The transcript has 7 exons. The coding region runs from base 235 to 810 and encodes 191 amino acids. NCBI's taxonomy places the organism in Eukaryota, Metazoa, Chordata, Actinopteri, Esociformes, Esocidae.